Dufourea novaeangliae is the source of this 1945-nucleotide messenger RNA. Its product is annotated as zinc finger protein 652. Gene Ontology annotation, molecular function: DNA-binding transcription factor activity, RNA polymerase II-specific; RNA polymerase II transcription regulatory region sequence-specific DNA binding. The transcript is spliced from 5 exons. The record is from RefSeq and is a predicted model, not a curated record. Gene Ontology annotation, cellular component: nucleus. NCBI's taxonomy places the organism in Eukaryota, Metazoa, Arthropoda, Insecta, Hymenoptera, Halictidae. The coding region runs from base 201 to 1730 and encodes 509 amino acids. Gene Ontology annotation, biological process: regulation of transcription by RNA polymerase II.
UGUGUACAGUAGCUUUCGUCCCUUGUUGUUUGUACAUUUUAGCCGCAAGCUGAAUUUUUACAAAUAUUAAGAAUUCGGUAGCGCUAUAUAUAUGCAAACCUGUAGGUUAUGAUCCAUUUGUACACAGUUGUGUUCGAAAGAUCAUUGCUGAUUUUUUAUGAGGAAGCGGGUUUGUUUGAAAGGAAAUUUUAGCCGACAUAAUGUUGACCUGCGUGGCACAUGGUUGUCUUACGAAUCAGGAUACGAAAGUCAACGGAAACGAUGUUCCGUUGUUUCCUUUCCCCGACGAUGUUGUUCAAAGAAGUCGAUGGCUGAAGAAUUGUCAAUUAGAUGAUAAUCCUGAAAGCAAUAGAUCACCAUUGUACAUCUGUAAAUUGCAUUUUGAAGAAGAGAGCUUUACAGAUUCUAUGAAGUUGAAGCCUGGUGCUGUUCCAACUAUUUCUGAUAAAGUAGAAGAAGGGCAGAGGAAACGUAAAGCAGACAAUACACUUGAAACUGGAUCACCUAAAACUAUACCACUGAAACAGAAGAAACUGGAUGAUGGUUCACAUAAUUUAGUAACACCACCGCAAAGUCCUUGUGCUCAACUCAUAAAAAAUGCUGAAGAAAUUAAUGGAGAAGAUAAAAUGGAUGUACCUGUUGAUAAUGUUUCAUUGAAUGGAUCUCCCAUUUUAAAGUCUGGAUUAUGUCAAACUAUAAAAAUAGGAAAGAAACAAUACAGACUAACCAUUCAGAUAGACAAAAUAUAUGGUAAACCAUGCCCUAGAUCUAGGAAACUUACAAUAUUAGCACAGUUGAAGAAAGAAAAACCACUUUCUAGAACUGUCAAUGAUACUGAUCAAAAAUAUAUCUCUGUACAAAAAAGGAUUUUUUGUACAAGAGGUGGAUGCAAAUUAAAAAAGGCUGUGUAUGAUUCAAAACCAGCAUUUCAGUGUGAACACUGUAAUAAGUAUUACAUAUUGAAAAGGUCUGGUACUUCAGGAGAGAAGAAUGUCUGUACUAUAUGUAACAAAGAUUUUCCAUCUGUACAGUCCCUAAACAGUCAUACUAAGACCCAUCUUAUAUGUGAUAUGUGCCAAACAGAAUGUAGCACACAAAUUCUAUAUGAUAAACACAUGAGAUUACAUGAUAGUUUAGAUCCAGUGAAUCCCUACAAAUGUCACCAGUGUACAGAAAUGUUUGAACUGCAAAAGGAUGUGAGGCAGCACUGUUCAAUUGUUCAUCCUGCAAUUAAAUUGCAAAAUACCAUUUUGCAAGUGACUACAUCGCCAUUGACGCAGCAAGUGCCUCAACAGCAAGAUUAUCGUUGUGUCAGUUGCAACGUAACAUUUAGGAAUGAACAAGCUUAUAGGAACCAUAUAAGUUCUCAUAAAAAGAAAGAAGGUUUAAGGUGCAGUAUUAGUGACACCAAUAAUGUAUUUCCAGUACCAAAUCCUUUAACCGGUAGUCAAAUAGGUAUACUUCGAGCUGUGAAAUUCAGUUGUAGAGUGUGUUCCAUGGAAUUCGAUAAUGUCGGCGAGGUCGACAAACACACGAGAACACAUUUAGAGGAAGACAACGAAGAGGAACGGAAGUGCAAUACAUGUAAAAAACAAUUCAAAACAAGCGCGCAACUCAGUGAACAUUUAAAAAUUCACGAAUUGCGUACGCAUUCUUGUCCUGUAUGCUCCAAAAGUUUUAUCAACAGAACGACUUUGAAAAUACAUUUAAAAAUGCACGGUGAAACGUAGGUCUUAGUAAUGAGAUUCUUCGUUACUGUUAGUACAGGUUUAACUCAGUUUCGAGUAGUCUUGGGAUUGUGCACUUCACCGUGUCAACGUUUGUAAUUUAUCGACAGUGAUGCGCUGUAUCAGCCACUAAAGGCACGAACAGUUAAAAACCCUUGUAUACUGUGUACAAAAUUGUUUGUUAACUUUAUUGGCAUUUGUAGCCAAUGUGGCGUGAA